ACCACCCCCACAAAGUCUCCUUAAACCGACCCACGCACCCUCGCCAUGCCACCACCCACCCCCCACCUUCCCAAAACUCUUCCUUUUUAUCCCUUUCUUCCUCAAGAUCAGAUUUUUCAGCAGAUUUUUCGGGUCGCCGUUCGACCCGAUUCGUUUCCAAGAUGCAUUUUAACCGGCCCAGGGUUUCUGGUACCAGCCGCCACUCUUCAUUUGCUGAGCAGGCUCUUACAGAAGCAAGCAAAAACGGCGCCGUUUUGGACCAGGUUUUGUUGACUUUUGAGUCAAAGCUAUUGGGUUCUGAUGAUUAUACGUUCUUGUUUAGGGAGCUGGGGAAUAAAGGGGAGUGGUUAGCUGCUAUGCGUUGCUUCGAAUUUGCUGUUCGUCGCGAAAGGAAGCGAAAUGAGCAAGGUAAAUUAGCUAGUUCAAUGAUUAGUAUACUUGGUAGAUCAGGUAAAGUUGAUUUAGCUGAAAAAGUGUUUCAAAAUGCUGUGAAUGAGGGUUAUGGUAAUACUGUUUAUGCUUAUUCCGCCUUGAUUAGUGCUUACGCUAAGAGUGGGCAUUGUAACGAGGCGAUUGGAGUCUUUGAGACCAUGAAAGAUUCCGGCUUGAAGCCUAAUUUAGUUACUUACAACGCACUAAUCGAUGCUUGUGGGAAAGGGGGUGCUGAUUUUAAGAAGGCAUCGGAGAUUUUUGAUGAAAUGUUGAGAAAUGGGGUGCAACCGGAUAGGAUUACUUUUAAUUCGCUGCUUGCUGUUUGUAGUGGUGCGGGGUUGUGGGAAACGGCGAGGGGUUUGUUUAAUGAGAUGAUUUAUAGAGGAAUUGAUCAGGAUAUAUACACGUAUAAUACGUUCUUGGACGUAGCUUGCAAUGGGGGGCAGGUAGAUGUUGCUUUUGAUAUUAUGUCUGAGAUGCACGCGAAGAAUAUCUUGCCCAACCAAGUUACUUACAGUACUGUGAUUCGUGGGUGUGCAAAGGCGGGGAGAUUAGACAAAGCGUUGAGUUUGUUUAAUGAGAUGAAGUGUGCAGGCAUAACAUUGGACAGGGUUUCUUACAAUACGUUACUUGCUAUAUAUGCUAGCUUGGGAAAGUUUGACGAGGCUCUUAGUGUUAGCAGGGAGAUGGAGAGUAUGGGAAUUAAGAAAGAUGUUGUCACUUACAAUGCUCUUCUGGAUGGGUUUGGAAAACAAGGGAUGUACGCCAAGGUUAAGCAGUUGUUUGCAGAGAUGAAAGCUGAAAAGCUUUCACCUAACUUAUUGACGUACUCCACGUUGAUCAGUGUGUAUUUGAAAGGAGGUUUGUAUCAGGACGCAGUGGAGGUCUAUAAGGAGUUUAAGCGCCAAGGUCUGAAGGCAGAUGUCGUUUUUUAUAGCAAACUUAUUGAUGCCUUGUGUAAGAAAGGCCUUGUGGAGUAUUCUUCAUUGUUGCUCAACGAAAUGACCAAGGAAGGGAUACAACCAAAUGUUGUUACAUACAAUUCUAUAAUCAAUGCUUUUGGUGAAUCAACAAGCAAUGAUUGUGGAUCAGAUAAUGUCACACAGGUUGUACCCACGGUCCCUGAGAGUAAGGUGGUAUGCACUGCAGAGGAUAAUAUCAUUAAAAUUUUUGAGCAAUUAACUACUCAAAAGGCAGCUAACGGGAAGAAAACUAAUGGUGAAAAACAGGACUUGCUCUGUAUUUUGGGUGUUUUCCAUAAGAUGCAUGAAUUACAAAUAAAGCCUAAUGUAGUCACAUUUUCAGCAAUCCUGAAUGCUUGCAGCCGGUGCAGUUCAUUUGAUGAAGCUUCACUCUUACUCGAAGAACUUCGCCUAUUUGAUAAUCAAGUAUAUGGGGUGGCACAUGGACUUCUCAUGGGUCAGCAGGAAGGUGUAUGGACACAAGCUCUAUCUCUUUUCAAUGAAGUGAAGCAGAUGGACUCUUCAACUGCAUCUGCCUUUUACAAUGCUUUGACUGACAUGUUGUGGCAUUUUGGUCAGAAACAAGGUGCUCAACUGGUUGUGCUUGAAGGAAAACGUCGCGAAGUGUGGGAGAACACAUGGUCUACUUCUUGCUUGGAUCUGCAUUUGAUGUCUUCAGGCGCUGCAUGUGCGAUGGUCCACGCAUGGUUGCUUAGUAUACGGUCUAUUGUGUAUGGAGGCCAUGAGCUACCAAAGAUAUUGAGCAUUUUGACUGGCUGGGGCAAGCACAGCAAGAUUACAGGUGAUGGCGCUCUGAAACGAGCGAUUGAGGGCCUGCUCACAAGCAUAGGUGCACCGUUCCAGAUAGCCAAGUGUAAUAUCGGAAGGUUUAUAUCCACGGGAGCGGUGGUAGCUGCAUGGUUGAGAGAAUCAGGCACACUGGAAGUACUUGUUCUUCACAAUGAUAGAAGUCACUUGGGCUCGACAAGGUUUGGUCAAAUUUCUAAUUUACAGCCGUUGCCAUUGUAGUUAUUUCUGUAUCAUUUGACCGGGAAUUUGACAUCUCAAUUCCAGUGUAAAUUAUAUAUAUUCCUUCUGUUGGGUGAGAAAUGUCCGAUUCUACUUUCAAAUUC
Messenger RNA from Nicotiana tabacum (common tobacco), 2527 nucleotides. RefSeq names its product pentatricopeptide repeat-containing protein GUN1, chloroplastic. Gene Ontology annotation, molecular function: protein binding. Lineage: Eukaryota; Viridiplantae; Streptophyta; Magnoliopsida; Solanales; Solanaceae. The record is from RefSeq and is a predicted model, not a curated record.